GUACAUUCAGUAUUCAUGAACUCAACGAUCAAGUUUAAUUAUUGUCAAGUUGAGUGCGUACGUCAGUGGAAGUCGGCUAGAAUUCGCUUCUCAAUUCUUCCACUGGCAUUCGGGAGUUCACAUUCAGCAUACUGAUUAAUAGACCGUAUUACACCCACGCACACGAGCUAGUCAAAAUAGAUCAUCAGUCAUGGAGGAAAAAGCGAACGGUGUUCAUCAGCUUAAACUGAUGACCACCAUCACCAAUAAGUAUCCGACGUUUCGCGAUGAAAACUUGAAAACUGCGUACCGCUGGUUGGAAGGAAGACGACACGAUGAUGGAGCGGAAGGGCUUUGGAGAAUCCAUGAUAGCCUGUACGAUUUGACGGAUUUCGUCGAACGGCAUCCGGGUGGCCGGGAUUGGAUUCAGUUAACCAAGGGAACGGACAUCACGGAAAUGUUCGAGACGCAUCACAUCACCACCAAGGCGGAAAAUUUACUACCCAAGUUUAGGGUCCGGGAAGCGACACAACCUCGGAACGUGAGGAUAACCUUCAAAAAUGAUGGAUUUUAUCGCACUUUGAAGCGAAGAGUUCGCGACAAGCUGCCCGAGCUUGACAAGUCACCGAUCCAGACGUCCAAUUUAAUAAUUGACUCACUGUUGGGAGCGGUAUUCGCGUUUGCCUUUCUGGCAGUGAAAUACAACAGCUAUCUGCUGGCAGUGGCUUGUGCUCUUUGCGUCAACUGGACGGUGAUCAGUGCCCAUAAUUACUUUCAUCAGAAGAACAACUGGAGAAUGCGGCUGUUCAACUUGUCGUUCCUAAGCUAUAGAGAGUGGCGAAUAUCGCACGCAAUGUCCCAUCAUCAUUAUGCAAACUCAUUACUCGAUUUGGAAAUAUCAUAUCUUGAGCCUUUUCUUUGCUGGUUGCCAAACCCGGAAAUCAAAGGAGUGCUACAACGUUACGGAUCCUGGAUUUAUGGACCGAUUGUGUACGCGAUGAUUUGCUUAGGGGAAUUGAUUAGAAGGGUUGUAGAGACCAUCAAAACAGGGAAAAGCAGUAUUUUUGCGGACGACUUGAUUGCGUUUGCGAUACCAACCUUCAUGUACUUUGUCGACUCGAGCAGUUUGUUGAACGUGCUGAAAUUGUGGACCGUUGUCAUAUUCGUAGCAAGCUUUGCCUUUGGAUUGAUCGGUUUAAAUGCUGCCCAUCAUCAACCAGAGAUUUACCAUUCCGGUGAUAAAAUUCCGGACGAGAUCGAUUUUGGAGUGUAUCAAAUUGCGACGGUAAUCGAGCGGUCGGACGUCACAGGGUCGCAUCUGUUCGCGCUGACCCACUUUGGGGACCACUGUUUGCAUCAUAUGUUUCCCACGUUGGAUCACGGAAUACUGCCGCAACUGUAUCCGAUAUUCCAUCAGACGUGCAACGAGUUUGAAACCGUACACCGUCAAAGUUCUUGGCUACGUCACAUUAUUGCCCAGCACCGGCAGUUGGCACGUGUCGAACCGCGAACCUAUGAUCCGCGGGCCAAAUUUCCGUGAUGAUGAAAAGCCAAAGUACUAAGGAAUUCGUGUUAGGGUGAUAUUAUGAUUAGUGUCAAAAUAACCAGUGGGAUUACCGGGGUUUUGCGAAAACAAAAAAUUUCGUGGGCAUAUUUGUUAAAGUGUGGGAUUAAAUAGUUACUUAGUAGAAUAGUAGAAACAUGUAACACAGGGAACUAACAGGGAACACGAUCAUUUACGAAAAUGUCAUUUAAGUACCAGUGACAUUUACAUUAAUCAUACAACAAAAAUUGUGAUCCAUUUUAUUUUUGAAUUUUAUGAACUGACGAAAAAAGUUGUGAACAAAAACAAGAUUAUGUUUAUAUACAAACCAAAGUGAGAUUCCUUAUUUUUUUUUAAACAUCCCAGUUAAUGUAUCGAAAUAA
Malaya genurostris is the source of this 1905-nucleotide messenger RNA. Its product is annotated as cytochrome b5-related protein-like. The record is from RefSeq and is a predicted model, not a curated record. NCBI's taxonomy places the organism in Eukaryota, Metazoa, Arthropoda, Insecta, Diptera, Culicidae. Gene Ontology annotation, molecular function: heme binding. Gene Ontology annotation, cellular component: mitochondrion. The transcript has 6 exons. Gene Ontology annotation, biological process: lipid metabolic process. Bases 191 to 1519 code for a protein of 442 amino acids.